This is a messenger RNA of Dermacentor silvarum, 1602 nucleotides long. RefSeq lists its product as uncharacterized. Bases 232 to 1020 code for a protein of 262 amino acids. The transcript is spliced from 10 exons. The record is from RefSeq and is a predicted model, not a curated record. NCBI's taxonomy places the organism in Eukaryota, Metazoa, Arthropoda, Arachnida, Ixodida, Ixodidae.
UUCUCUUUCUUUCUCUGCAAGCUGCUCACUUUGCCAGUCCAUCGUAGUGGGAAGGUGCCAUUGCUUAGGGGCAAGAUCAGGAAGAAGCAACUGCUGGCUGAGCGCCGUCAACCACUCAGGUCAACUACAACAACAAGCGCCGUCUCCGGAAACAGUGCUGCGAAGUGUAACCCACGCAGUACUGGCACGCACCCGAAGGACUUGUUAUCUGCAGCGUGUGAGCAUCCAGACAUGUGCGAUACCUCUUCGAGGGAAGCAGCCGCCGUCGCUAUCGUUUGCAUGUUCAUCAAUGCCUUCAACGUGGCCUACGUGUUGAGGCCCGAGAUAAAAGAGCAGCUCAGGAAGCAGUCCUGGUUUGCCUAUGUUCCGGACGUACACGACUUGAGCAGCCUUGUGGGCUCUGAAGCGUCGAACUACACCAUGCUGGGCCUGGCCGUAAUAAGCAUCAUAUUUGACGCAUUCAUAUUUUUUGGCUCAAUGCAAGGCAUCCCCGAACUACUAGAUUCUGGAUGCGUAUGGCACUACUGCGACCUCGGAGCUGAUUUCAUUGUCGGCAUGGCCUCGGCCAAUUACACGAGACCCCGAGUCGUCCGCAAAAGAACGGAGUACGUCCCGAGACCCGUGCACGUAUCCGAGGACGUAAGCCUGACAUCACGCGCCCCAACUCUCGCUAAUGCCAACACCACCGAUAACCAGACAAGCCCUGACCACGGAAACUACAGCAGCCGCCAGGUCUUCACCUCGACAAACAAGCAGGAUGAGCGGAGGCUACUCCGAAAAGACACCGCUUACAACGAAUCAGCAUGGCCACUAUCUGAAGCAGACGACGAGGGCAAAACGAAGGAGGAAAUCUUGGCCAGCGUUUUCCUGAAGCCACCGACGGUGCGGCAGUUUCUUCACUUCGGUUACGUCAUAAUGCGGGCCGUUGUUAAGUGUCAGAAGUUGGGAAUAAUUGUCUUCAUAAGCCGGAGGAUGAAGCAUCAAUCCGUGCCAGAUACUCCGAAUAAGCACACUGGUUGAAUAUGCUUGUGCUUGAACUGUUUUUACUUACAUGAAUGACCCUGUGUCUUCACUGCUAAUACAUUGCUAUACUAAUCUACCUGACGGCCUGUCUCCCUUCACUGUGGCAGUGUUGUGCUCGAUAUUUGCGUAAAUUCGUUGCUUCCACGUGAUUCGAGCGCCUGGAUGCCAACUACGGAAUUCUAUUCUAGCUCUCGCUUUGUCUGAACCUUUAAACACCCAUGACGCCAGCUGCGUCAGAGCUCUUUCUGCAGGUCGAGGCAUGAGAAGUACCUACUGCGUCAACAUCACCACACACGAUCAUUUUACUGCGAGCAGAUGUUUACGCGACAGCCCACCUUCUCACAACAUGGGAACGUGAAUACCUGCGUGAUAUCUACGUCACCACGAACGCUGUUGUAACGCGUAUGUUUAUACCUUAAAGUGCCGGUGAGGAACCGUCGCUGUUGACGAGCAGUGUACGCUUACGUAUACAAACUCAUGCGUUAAAAACAAUAAACCUUGAGACACUGCAGCGUGUGCUUCUGGGCUUUGUACAUUAGACACGUCGUUCUAGUCAACGCACAUGAUUGGCGAUAGGCA